AUGUCAACCCACCCAGAAAGGAACAGCGUAGGGUACGCAUUGGCACCAAACAAAACCCAAGCGUUCAUCCAACCCUCACUCAUCCAGCAGGCAAAGGAACACAACAUUGAACUCAUCCCCAUUGAUCCUUCCAAGCCCCUUAUCGAACAAGGACCCUUUGAUUGCAUCAUCCACAAACUUUACGGCCCAGAUUGGGAGUCCCAGCUCCAACACUUCUCCUCUCAAAAUCCUAAGGUCCCCAUCAUUGAUUCGGUUGAUUCCAUUCAGAGACUCCACAAUCGGGUUUCGAUGAUCCAAGUUGUACGUAACCUAAAACUUCCACAAAGACAUCAAGUUUUAGAUGCGCCAAAACAACAUGUUGUUUCCGAUUUACAACAGACUUCGAGCAGUAAUGAUGAUUUGAUUAGGGAUUUAGGGUUUCCACUGAUUGCCAAACCGUUAAUGGCUAAUGGGAGCGACACCUCCCAUAAAAUGUAUUUAGUUUUUGAUAAGGAAGGAUUAGACAAGUUAGAGACGCCGAUUAUUUUGCAAGAAUUUGUUAAUCAUGGGGGGGUUGUUUUUAAAGCCUACGUGGCUGGUGAUUAUGUGAAAUGUGUCGAGAGAAAAUCGUUGCCAGAUUUAAACGAGGACAAAUCUGUGACUUUGAAGGGUUUGCUACCGUUUUCGCAAAUAUCAAGUUUGCGUGUGGAGGAGAAUAGUGAGUUUGAGAGUGUGGAAAUGCCGGCAGUGGAUUUUGUUGAGGAAGUAGCCAAGGCCGUGAAGGAGGAAACAGGGAUUAAUUUGUUCAAUUUUGAUCUGAUUAGGGAUGCUAGAGAUGCAAAUAGGUAUCUUGUUAUUGAUAUAAAUUAUUUUCCUGGGUUUGAGAAGAUUCCAAAUUAUGAGUCUCUGUUCAUGGGGUUUUUAUUAGAUAUUGUGGGAAAGAACAAGAGUGGAGGCGAUAGAGAGAAUGGGAAGCAAGAUCAGCAUGGCAAGGGGGAAUGA
This is a messenger RNA of Dovyalis caffra, 981 nucleotides long. NCBI's taxonomy places the organism in Eukaryota, Viridiplantae, Streptophyta, Magnoliopsida, Malpighiales, Salicaceae. The record is from the annotation of a GenBank genome assembly.